Bufo bufo (common toad) is the source of this 18850-nucleotide messenger RNA. It is a transcript of the gene PLEC, whose product is annotated as plectin. The transcript has 35 exons. The coding region runs from base 354 to 17771 and encodes 5805 amino acids. Lineage: Eukaryota; Metazoa; Chordata; Amphibia; Anura; Bufonidae. Gene Ontology annotation, cellular component: cytoplasm; keratin filament; cell junction. The record is from RefSeq and is a predicted model, not a curated record. Gene Ontology annotation, biological process: wound healing; intermediate filament bundle assembly. Gene Ontology annotation, molecular function: protein binding; structural molecule activity; keratin filament binding.
GCACAGUCUCCCUGGACUUUAGGCUGUCUCUCUGCUCUGUCCAGUCUCUCUCACACCCGGAGGUGGAGUCGCUAACACUCUCCAGAAGCUGAGGAGGGGGAGACGUAGAGGGAGGACGGCUAGGAAAAAACUGUCUGCCCAUUUUCAGGAUCUGCAGCGAUUACUGCAGACGCUUCUCCCUGUGGAGACCUUCAUCCAGGGAGAUCAGCCGGCAGCUCGCUGCCACCGACACAAGGAACUUCCUGCUGCUUAUUUAUUCGCUCUUUUUGUGCUGGUUUUUAUACUUUUUUUUUUUUUUCUGGUGCAGACUGCACUUUUCUCUUCUGCACUUGUACUGAGCCUAAAUAACCAAGAUGGUGGCUGGGAUGCUGAUGCCACGUGACCGUCUGCGAGCGAUCUAUGAGAUACUUUUCCGUGAUGGAGUCAUGGUGGCUAAGAACGACGAGAGGCCGCAGAGUCGCCAUGCCGAGGUUCCCGGGGUCACAAACCUGCAGGUAACCAAAGCAAUGGGCUCUCUGAAAUCUCGUGGAUUCGUCAGGGAUACCUUCGCAUGGAAGCAUUGUUACUGGUACCUUACCAAUGAGGGCAUCGCCUAUCUGCGCCAAUACCUACAUCUUCCUCCCGAAAUUGUGCCUGCAUCUCUACAGAGGGUAAGACGUCCCAUUGCCCCCCCAGGAUUACCCCGGAAGACACCUGCUGCAAAUGUCCAAGCAGUCCGUGGCCCCACAUCAUAUGUUCCAAAACCCCAGGCCGAUGUUGAGAGGCAAGAGUAUCGCAGGAGAGAGGAAACCUUGCCCCCGAGAGGUCAGGACACCAUGCAUGGCUCCACCAAGUCCCACGUGCUCGAGAACAGCUGUCAAGGAGGUGGGUGGCAGAGAUGGGAGGAAAAAGAUGACCAGGCCAGUAAUAAGAAGGGAACAAGUUCUACCAAUGUAGAGGAGAAAUGGGGGACCAAGCAAACUCAGAGGAGGGAAGAGAUUAGGAAGAGACAUGUGGGAGAGCCAGAGAGAGCAGAGUACGAGAAGAGGGGACAUUUAGGAACAUCUUCCUCUGAAAGCUGGGCAGAUGAGAUGUUCCGAGGGACCCAAGGGCUCAGAAAGGGAGACAUUUCCAGGAGACACACAGUGACAGAAAAUGCUGAGUUAGUGACUUCUCCAGGUUCAGUCUUCUCCUUCGGUGAGAGGCAGGAUCUGAAAAAGGAGGAGAAUGUGAGGAGAGAGGGUAAACUAGAAUCCAACGAGACUGUCAACAGGUCAGGCCUCAUGUCAGAGACCCUAAAUGCUACUAAAUGGUCCAGCUCCAAAGUGGUCCAAAAAUCUGAAGAGUCCAAAGCGGUCAUUAUAGAGAAAAAUAUGGAGGUCCAUGUAGUGUCCUCUGUAGUAUCCAUUCAUAAAAGUCUAGAGGUCAAUGCCCAAGAGAAGGUAGUAAAGCCAGAGAUUAGGGAGAGGGCUGCAGUACAAGAGCAGGUAUUGGGCCAGGAGAAGAACAAAGCACAAGUAAUAAAACCAACCAAAGAAAAUGGAAAGGAGAAAGAGACAGCGGAGAUAGUGAAGGCCUCAGGUUUAGCUGUGUCUGCCUCUGUCAAGACAAGCGUAGAGGCCACACAAGAGGUUAAACAGCAGGGAAGGCAUAGCAUUUCAGCUGAAAAGUACUUGGAAGAUAAAGCAGUGAGUCAAACCCAUGUGCUGUCAGCCUCCAAACCUGCAGCAGAGCAGGAAAGCGAGAAGUUGCAAAGCAAAAAGCAGAAGCAUCAAAAGGAGGAGGAGUUUAAGGUCACUGCUGGUCCAAUGACUGCAGAACUAGAGCCUCCAAAAACAGAGACCAAGGUAGAAGAGAAAAGGGGCCAAAGGAAGAAAGGUCAGGAAAAGGCAGGAAAAGAAAGGGCUGAUGAUGACCAGAAUAGCUUGACUACAGAAGCCAAAAAGGCCCAAAAAACGAGUGUUAGUGAAGGAGUAAAAAGUGAAGCAAAGAAAGGGGUAGAGGUCACACCUGAGGUGACUCCAAAGAGCGAGUCUCCAAAAGCUAAACAAGGGAAAUCUAAAAAGGAAGCAAAAACAGAAAAAGCUUGUGAGGGUGCAGGAGGACAAGGUGGGCUUACUCAGGGUCCCUCACAUUUAAUGGAUGCUAGAGAGGACAAACUAAAGACCAAAUCAGAGAGUCAGAAUCUAAAGGAUGAGGGCCCAGUGGAAGUGAGUGUCACCAGUACACCUGUCCAGGUUAAGACAGAACAGGAGGUCACUCAGGAGAAGGAUAAGAAGGGAUCCAAGGGUAAAAGUAAGAAGGCCAAAAAAGAGACUGUAGAGUCACCAAAGACAGAUGUCCAGGACAUCUCUGCCACCCACCCACUGAAGAAAGAGGUGAAAAAUAAACUAUUCUCUCAAGAAAAUGUUCAGAGUGAGACUAAACUGGAGCCUAAUGUAGAGAAUAUCAGUAAAAAUUCUCUUGCUGAAGAUCUGGUCUCUUCUCUGGGGACCACCAGCCAUGUACUUGUGGAUGAAAUACAAGGGAUUCACAAGGAAGCAGAUACCUCAGUCCAUAAGAACACUCAGGACCUGCUCAUUGAGGUAAAAAAUUUGACUAAUCAAAAUCAUUCAUCUUUGGAGGAUUCCGGGAAGAAGCAUCUAGAGUCCAAAAAACAGGAUGAGAAAAUGGUCCAGAAAGAAGAUGUACACCAGAAAGUGUCUGUAUCGAUGACUUAUUCUAAGACCAUUGAACAAGAAGUCCCGUAUCAGGAGUCCAAGGACUCCAAAACUGGCACCACCACAGGUGAGCAGAUACAAGUUAGUGAUGGAAAGCAAACCAAAGCUGCUAAUAAAGACUUGCAUGCUGUGAUUACUCAAGAAUCUGAUAUGAAGGAUAUUCUUGCUGCAACAGAAAGGGCUAAUGUGCCCAAGAAAACUCAAAAAUCCAAAGUGGAGGAACUCCAUACUGUAAAGGAGACUGUAACCCUUACCCAGAAACCUUCAGAAUCCAAGGAAGAUACCAAGACUGUAAAGGAAACGGUCAGCCUUACCCAGAAACCUCUACAAUCCAAGGAAGAAGCCAAGAAAGUAACUGAAAUAGGCAGCAUUAACCAGAAAUCUUCAGUAUCCAAGGAAGAGGUGAAGACGGUAAAGGAAACAGCCAUCCUUACCCAGAAACCUCUAGAAUCUAAGAAAGAGGUUAAGAUUGCAAAGGAAACUGUCACCAUUACCCAGAAAUCACCAGAAUCUAAGGAAGUGGCCAAGACUACAAAGGAAGAAGUCACCCUUGUCCACAAACCUCCAGAAUCCAUAGAAGAAGUAAAGACUGGAAUAGACACUGUUGCCCUUAACCAGAAAACUCCAGAAUAUAAGAAAGAGGUCAAGACUACAAAGGAAACUGUCACCCUUACCCAGAACCCUCUAGAAUCCAAGGAAGAGGUCAAGACAGUUAAGGAAACAGUCACCCUUACCCAAAAUACUUCAGAAUCCAAGGUGGAGCAACUCCAGACUGUAAAGGCAACAACAGUCACCCUUACCCAAAAUACUUCAGAAUCCAAGGUGGAGCAACUCCAGACUGUAAAGGCAACAACAGUCACCCUUAUCCCAAAACCAAAACCUGCAGAAUCUAAGGAGGAUGUCAAGACUGUAAAGGAAACUGACACUCUUACCCAAAGAACUCCAGAAUCCAAGGUGGAAAAACUCCAAUCUGUAAAGGAAAUGGUUACCCUCUCCCAAAAAACUCCAGAAUCCAAGGUGGAAAAACUCCAGACUGUAAAGGAAAUGGUUACCCUCUCCCAAAAAACUCCAGAAUCCAAGGUAGACAAACUUCAGACUGUAAAGGAAACAGUGACCUUUACCCAGAAACCUCUAGAAUCCAAGGAAGGAGUCAAGACUGUAAAGGAAACAGUCACUCUAACUGAAAGUUCACUAGAGUCCAAGGUGGAGAAACUUCAAACUGUAUCUAGAUCAGUGACACUUACCCAAAUAUCUUCAGAAUCCAAAGUGAAUGUUGUAACUUUUACCCAAGAACCUCUAGAAUCUAAGGUGGAGGGGCUUCAAACUGCAUCAGAAACUGUCAUUCUUACCCAGAAAGCACCAAAGUCUAAAGUGGAGGAACAGGAAGCUCGAUCUGAGCCUCCAGAACCUGACUGUUCUCCACUUCCUGCGGAAGGUUCAGAAUCUACCCCUGAAGAAGAUGAACGGGAUCGGGUGCAGAAGAAGACAUUUACCAAAUGGGUGAACAAGCAUCUUAUAAAGCACUGGAGAGGAGAGGCUCAUCGUCACGUGAAUGAUCUGUAUGAAGACCUCCGAGAUGGACACAACCUCAUCUCUCUCCUGGAAGUUCUGUCUGGGGAGACCCUGCCCCGCGAGAAAGGCCGCAUGCGCUUCCACAAGCUGCAGAACGUUCAGAUUGCUCUGGAUUUCCUGAAGCUGCGACAGGUGAAGCUGGUGAAUAUCCGGAACGAUGACAUCGCGGACGGGAACCCCAAGCUGACGCUAGGCCUGAUCUGGACCAUCAUCCUUCACUUCCAGAUCUCGGACAUCCAGGUCAGCGGUCAGUCCGAGGACAUGACGGCCAAAGAGAAGCUUCUCCUGUGGUCGCAGCGGAUGACGGAGGGCUACCAGGGGCUGCGCUGCGACAACUUCACCAGCAGCUGGCGGGACGGGCGGCUCUUCAACGCCGUCAUCCACCGACACAAGCCAAUGCUGAUAGACAUGAACCGGGUCUAUCGUCAGACCAACAUCGAGAACCUGGACCAGGCGUUCACCGUGGCAGAGCGGGACCUGGGAGUCACCAGGCUGCUGGACCCUGAGGAUGUGGACGUCCCACAGCCUGAUGAGAAAUCCAUCAUCACCUAUGUGUCCUCCUUGUAUGAUGCCAUGCCGCGGGUCCCUGACGUGCAGGAUGGAGUUAGAGCCAAUGAACUGGAGCUGAGGUGGCACGAAUACUACGAGAGGGUGACCAUGCUGCUCCAGUGGGUCAGACACUACACCGUCAUCUUCGAGGAGAAGAGAUUCCCGGCCAGCUACGAAGAGAUCGAGAUUUUGUGGCGUCAGUUCCUGAAAUUUAAAGAGACAGACCUUCCUAACAAAGAGGCCGACAAGAACCAGUCCAGAUUUCAGUACCAGUCUCUGGAGGGUGCAGUUAAAUCUGGGCAGCUGAAGGUGCCCCCCGGAUACCACCCCCUGGACGUAGAGAAGGAGUGGGGGAAGCUACACGUGUCCAUCCUGGAGAGGGAGAAGCUGCUGCGCAUCGAGCUGGAGCGGUUGGAACGUCUGCAGAGAACUGUCAGCAAGCUGCAGAUGGAGUCCGGACUGUGUGAGGAGCAGCUGAACCAGGCGGACGCCUUACUGCAGACGAAUAUCCGCCUCCUGAAUGCUGGGAAGCCGCUACAGCGGGCAGGAGACAUCGAGCGGGACCUGGACAAGGCCGACACCAUGAUACGGGUUCUGUUCAAUGACGUGCAGGCUCUUAAAGAUGGACGCCAUCCUCAGGGCGAGCAGAUGUAUCGCAGAGUCUACCGCCUCCAUGAGCGGCUGGUCGCCAUACGCACAGAGUACAAUCUGCGGAUAAAGUCGGGGGCCACUCAGGUCGUCACCCACGUAACUCAAGUGAGCCAGCAGGCCUCACGGCCGGAGGUGGAUGAGGUCACCCGGCGCUACCUCCAGGACCUGCUCGGCUGGGUGGAAGAGAACCAGAAACGGAUCAAUGCCGCAGAGUGGGGCUCCGACCUCCCCAGCGUGGAGUCCCAACUGGGCAGCCACCGCGGCCUCCAUCAGUCCAUUAAUGAGUUCCGGUCCAAGAUUGAACGAGCGCGGGCCGACGAGGCUCAGAUGUCAGGGACUCGUGGAACCUACCAGGAAUAUCUGGGGAAACUGGAUCUACAGUACGCCAAGCUGCUGAACUCCUCCAAGGCCAGACUGCGACACCUGGAGAGCCUCCACGCAUUCGUGCUCGCCGCAACCAAAGAGCUCAUGUGGCUGAACGACAAGGAGGAGGAAGAAGUCAACUUCGACUGGAGCGAGCGCAACACCAACAUGGCGAGCAAAAAGGACAACUACUCGGGAUUGAUGCGGGAGCUUGAACUGAAGGAAAGGAAGAUAAAGGAAAUCCAGAACACUGGUGACCGUCUCCUCCGUGAGGACCACCCUGGUAAAACCACAGUGGAGGCGUUCCAGGCAGCUCUGCAGACUCAGUGGAGUUGGAUGCUUCAGCUUUGCUGCUGCAUUGAGGCUCACCUGAAGGAGAACACGGCUUACUUCCAGUUUUUUACUGAUGUAAAGGAGGCUGAGGAUCAUCUCAAGAAGAUUCAGGACACCAUGCGCAGGAAGUACACAUGUGACCGAUCCAUCACCGCGACCCGGCUGGAGGACCUGGUCCAGGACAGCAUCAAUGAAAAGGAGCAGCUGGCGGAGUACAAGGGUCAAAUCUCUGGCCUCGCCAAGCGGGCGAAGGCCAUAGUGCAGCUGAAACCUCGCAGUCCAGCCAACCCUCCAAAAGGGCAGCAACCCGUUCAGACCGUGUGUGACUACAAGCAGAUGGAGAUCACCAUACAUAAAGGAGAUGAGUGUCUGCUGGUCAACAACUCUCAGCCGUACAAGUGGAAGGUGCAGAACUCUGCGGGGAGCGAUGCCGUGGUGCCGUCCGUCUGCUUCAUCGUCCCUCCACCCAACAAAGAGGCGCUGGACGCUGUCAGCAGACUCCAGAGCGGCCACCAGAACCUGCUCACCCAGUGGCAGAGGAUGCACAUCGACCUGAAGAGCCUGCUGUCCUACCAGUACCUGCAGCGCGACAUUCAGCUCAUCCAGUCCUGGACUCUCGUCACGUUCCGCAGUACGACCUCCGAGGAGUAUAAGCUGAUCCUCAGAAGCCUGGAGACACAUUACCAGGACUUUAUGCGGGACAGCCAGGACUCCCAGAACUUCCAUCCGGACGACCGCAUGAAAAUCGAGAUGGAGUACAACUCCUGCAACCAGAAGUACGAGACUCUGCUGCGCAGCAUAGAGCGAGGGGAGCAGGACGAGAGUGCGUGUAAGAACUACAUCUCCCAGCUGAAGAACAUCCAGCUCCAGCUAGAAGGCUGCGAGGCUCGCACCGUCAGCAAGAUCCGCAGCCCCCUGGACAAAGAUCCCAUCAGAGAGUGUUCCCAGAGGAUCGGAGACCAGCAGCAAAUUCAUUUUGAACUGGAGACUAUUCAGAAGAACCUGGACAAGGUGAGCGAGAAGACCCGGAAGAUUCUGACCCAGCCCGACACAGGAGCCUCCGCGCCCGUCCUGAAAUCGGAACACGAAAUAACCCUGCAGAAGAUGGACCAAGUCUACAGCCUGUCCUCCAUAUACCUGGAUAAGCUGAAGACAAUAAACUUGGUGAUCCGAAACACAUACGGAGCCGAGGAAGUGGUGAAGACCUAUGAAGAUCAGCUGAAGGACGUUCACACUGUGCCUGCUGAUCUGAAGGAGCUGGAGAACAGCAAGACUGACCUGAAGAGGAUGCGUGGACAGGUGGAGGGUCACCAGCCUCUCUUCAGUGGUCUGGAGAGCGAUCUCGGGAAGGCUCGUGAGGUGAGUGAGAAGAUGCUGCGCGCGCACAGCGAGCGGGACGUGGACCUGGACAGAUACAAGGAGAAGGUGCAGCAGCUGCUGGAGCGCUGGCAGGCCAUCGUCCUACAGAUAGACCUCAGGCAGCGAGAGCUGGAGCAGCUGGGCAAACAGCUCCGCUACUACCGGGAGAGCUACGAGUGGCUGAUCCGAUGGAUCCAGGAUGCCAGGCAGCGCCAGGAUAAGAUCCAGUCCGUACACAUCACCGACAGCAGAACCGUCAAAGAGCAACUCCUGCAGGAAAAGAAACUGCUGGAGGAAAGUGAGAAGAACCGCGUGAAAGUGGACGAAUGCCAGAAAUACGCCAAGCAGUACAUCGACGCCAUCAAGGACUUUGAGCUCCAGCUGGUGACCUUCAAAGCUCAGGUGGAGCCUGUGGCAUCUCCGGUCAAGAAGCCCAAAGUGCAGUCUACAUCUGACAACAUCAUCCAAGAGUAUGUCGACCUCCGCACCAAGUACAGUGAACUCACCACCUUGACCGGCCAGUAUAUCAAAUUCAUCACCGAGACACUGCGCCGCCUGGAGGAAGAGGAGAGAGCGUCGGAGAAGAUGAAAGAAGAAGAGAGGAAGAAGCUGGCAGAGGUAGAAGCCCAGCUUGAGAAGCAGAUGCAGUUAGCUGAGGCACACGCUCAGGCCAAAGCCCUGGCAGAAAAAGAGGCCUCAGCGCUGCGACUGAACAUGCAAGAAGAGGUCACCAAAAGGGAGGUUGUUGCUGUAGAUGCCGAGCAACAGAAGAAGAACAUUCAGCAGGAGCUGCAUCAAAUGAAGCAAAUCUCAGAAGCUGAGAUCAAGGCCAAGGUCAAACUUAUCGACGAUGCUGAGUACAACCGCAAAAAGGUAGAGGAGGAGAUCAGGAUCAUCCGACUGCAGCUGGAAACCAGCCAGAAGCAAAAGUCAGGUGCUGAAGAUGAGCUGAAGGCACUGAGGGCCCGAGCAGAGGAGGCAGAGAGGCAGAAGAAACUUGCUCAGGAAGAGGCUGAACGUUUGCGAAAACAAGUGAAGGAUGAGGCCCAGAAGAAGCGGGAAGCAGAAGACGAGCUACAGCGCAAGAUUCAGGCCGAGAAAGAUGCAGCCAGAGAGAAACAAAAAGCUCUAGAUGACCUGGAGAAAUUGAGGCUCCAAGCUGAGGAGGCCGAGAGACGGAUGAAACAAGCUGAACUGGAGAAAGAGAGACAGAUCAGACAGGCUCAUGACAUGGCCCAACAAAGCGCUGAUGCAGAGCUACAGAGCAAACGCAUGUCAUUCCUGGAGAAGACCACCCAACUGGAAAUGUCCCUGCAACAGGAGCAUAUCACUGUGACCCAUCUGCAAGAAGAAGCUGAACGUCUGAAGAAGCAGCAGUUAGAGGCUGAAAAUGCAAGGGAAGAAGCUGAGCGAGAGUUAGAAAAAUGGAGGCAGAAAGCCAAUGAAGCUCUGAGGCUAAGGCUCCAGGCAGAAGAAAUAGCUCAUAAGAAAACCUUAGCACAAGAAGAAGCUGAGAAACAGAAGGAAGAUGCAGAGAGAGAGGCCCGCAAGAGAGCUAAAGCUGAGGAAUCUGCUCUACGCCAAAAGGGACUGGCAGAGGAAGAGCUGGAUAAGCAAAGAAAGUUGGCUGAAGAUACAGCUUCCCACAAACUCUCUGCCGAACAAGAACUGAUCCGACUGAAGGCAGAGGUGGAAAAUGGUGAACAGCAACGCAUUGUCCUAGAGGAGGAUCUCUUUCGCCUCAAGAAUGAAGUCAGUGAAGCAAUCCAGAAAAGAAGAGGACUUGAGGAAGAACUUGCCAAGGUGCGUGCUGAGAUGGAGAUCCUCUUGAAGGCCAAAUCCAAAACAGAAGAAGAGUCUCGCUCUGCAUCUGAAAAAUCUAAGCAGAUGUUAGAAGAAGAAGCAAAUAAGUUGAGAGAACUUGCAGAAGAAGCUGCCCGGUUACGCGCUCUCUCAGAAGAGGCCAAGAGGCAAAGACAAUUAGCUGAAGAAGAAGCCACUCGACAGAGAGCAGAAGCAGAAAGGAUCCUGAAAGAAAAGCUGGCUGCUAUCAAUGAGGCCACACGGUUAAAGACAGAGGCUGAGAUUGCCUUGAAGGAGAAGGAAGCGGAGAAUGAGCGCCUCAGAAGAUUAGCAGAAGACGAAGCUUAUCAGCGAAAACUAUUAGAAGAGCAAGCCACUCAACACAAGCAAGAUAUUGAGGAGAAAAUCCUGCUGCUUAAACAAUCCUCUGAGAGCGAGUUGGAAAGGCAAAAGAAUAUUGUGGAUGAGACCUUGAAGCACAGAAGAGUUAUUGAAGAAGAGAUACGAAUUCUGAAAAUAAAUUUCGAGAAGGCCUCUGCUGGAAAAUCCGACCUGGAGCUAGAACUUCAAAAACUGAAAAACAUUGCAGAUGAAACACAAAAAAGCAAGGAAAAAGCAGAGCAAGAAGCAGAAACGCAAAGGCAUCUAGCUCUAGAGGAGGAGGCUAGACGCAAAGAAGCUGAAGAGAAGGUCAGGAAGAUUGUUGCAGCAGAACAGGAGGCAGCAAGACAGAGGAAAUUAGCCUUAGAAGAAGUUGAGAAACUGAAAGCCAAGGCUGAAGAAGCCAGGAAACAAAAAGAGCUCGCUGAGAAAGAAGCUGAAAGGCAAAUCGAACUUGCUCGAGAAGCUGCCAGAAACAAAAUUGAUGCAGAAGAAAAAGCACAUAUGGCUGUUGUGCAACAGAAAGAACAGGAAUUGAAGCAGACAAGAAUUCAUGAGCAGAGCAUCCUCGAUAAGCUGAGAGAAGAAGCUGAGAAGGCCAAACGGGCAGCUGAAGAAGCCGAGCGAGCAAAGAUCAAGGCUGAACAUGAAGCCGCACUCUCACGCCAGCAGGUAGAGGAAGCGGAGCGCCUGAAGCAAAAGGCAGAGGAAGAAGCCCAAGUUAAGGGCCAAGCCCAGGAAGAUGCAGAAAAGAUCCGCAAAGAGGCAGAACUAGAAGCAGCUAAGAGAGGCCAGGCCGAGCAGGCAGCCCUCAAACUCAAACAAAUGGCAGAUGCUGAAAUGGAGAAGCAUAAGAAAUUUGCCGAAAAAACUGUUAGACAGAAGGAGCAGGUAGAAGGUGAACUCACUAAAGUCAAACUCCAACUGGAGGAAACAGAUCACCAGAAAACCAUUCUAGAUGACGAGUUGGGACGUCUCAAAGAAGAAGUGACUGACUCCUUAAGGCAAAAGAAACUGGUGGAAGACGAAUUGUUCAAGGUUAAAAUACAAAUGGAAGAGUUGUUGAAACUGAAAAUUCGUAUUGAAGAGGAAAACAAGAUGCUUAUAACAAAAGACAAAGACUACACACAGAAAUUCCUGGCUGAGGAGACCGAGAAGAUGAGGCAAGUAGCAGAAGAGGCUGCCCGUCUGAGUGUUGAGGCCCAGGAGGCUGCACGUUUAAGGAAGAUUGCAGAGGACAACUUGAAUGAACAGCGAGCCUUAGCUGAAAAGAUGCUGAAGGAGAAAAUGCAAGCGGUUCAGGAAGCCACACGUCUGAAAGCAGAAGCGGAGAUGCUGCAGAAACAGAAGGAGCUGGCCAUGGAGCAAGCUAAAAAACUUCAAGAAGACAAGGAGCAGAUGGAGCAGCAACUUGCCCAGGAGACAGAGGGCUUCCAAAAGACUCUGGAAGCCGAACGUCGACGACAACUCGACAUAAGUGCUGAUGCCGAACGCCUUAAAAUACAAGUGGUUGAAAUGAGCAAAUCCCAAGCCAAAGCCGAAGAAGAUGCCAAAAAGUUCAGAAAACAGGCAGAAGAAAUCAGUGAGAGGCUACACCAAACAGAACUAUCGACCAAAGAGAAGAUGACCGUGGUUCAUACCCUUGAAAUACAGAGACAGCAAAGUGAUAAGGAGGCAGAAGAUCUGAGAAAAGCCAUUGCUGAACUAGAGAAGGAGAAGGAGAAGCUCAAAAAGGAGGCAGAGCUGCUGCAGAGGAAGUCAGAAGAGAUGGAGAUCGCUCAGAGAGAACAGCUACGUCAGGAAACCCAGACCCUCCAGAGCACGUUCCUGUCUGAGAAGCAAAUAUUGAUCCAAAAGGAAAAGUAUAUUGAAGAAGAGAAGGCCAAACUAGAGAAACUCUUCGAUCAAGAGGUCAACAAAGCCCAAAACCUGAAAGCUGAGAAAGAGCGUCGGCUGCAGCAGCUGGAGGAAGAGAAGAGACUUCUUCAGAUUACCAUGGAUGAUGCUGUUAAAAGGCAGCUUGAGGCAGAGGACAAGGUGCGGCAGAAACAAGACGAGCUGCAGCUUCUGGAUAAGAAGAGGCUCGAACAAGAGAAGCUGCUGGAGGAAGAAAACCGAAAACUGAGGGAAAGACUAGAACAGCUGGAACAAGAACAUAGAAUAGCUUUGGAGAAAACAAAGGAGAUCUUGAUCCACAAAGAAACCAUCAUUACCCAGACCAGAGCCGUGCCAAAUGGAAGAGAUUCAGUUGAUGGGUCCAUUGAAAAUGAUGAACAAGAAAAUGCAUUUGAUGGCUUAAGGCAGAAAGUAUCUGCCAACAAACUGUAUGAGGCUGGUAUACUGACCAAAGACCUGCUGGAUAAACUGUCCAAUAAGCAAGUAUCCGUAGAUGACCUCUCUCAGCGCGAAGACAUAAAAAAAUACCUCCAAGGGAAGAGCAGCAUUGCAGGGCUACUACUCAAACCUAGCAAUGAAAAGAUAAGCAUCUACAACGCCAUGAAGAAGAAACUGGUCACCCCAGGCACUGCACUCAUCCUGUUGGAAGCCCAGGCUGCCUCCGGCUACAUCAUUGACCCAGUGAGGAACAAGAAACUGACGGUCAGCGAGGCAGUGAAAGAAAACGUUAUUGGCCCAGAAAUACACAGCAAGAUGUUGUCUGCAGAGCGGGCCAUCGCCGGUUACAAGGAUCCUUACACUGGAGAGAAAAUAUCACUCUUCCAAGCUAUGAAGAAAGACUUAAUAGUGAAGGACCAUGGAAUACGACUGCUGGAAGCCCAGAUUGCCACUGGUGGAAUCGUAGACCCAGUCAAUAGUCACCGUCUCCCUCUGGACGUUGCCUAUAAACGAGGUUACUUUGAUGAAGACAUGAGCAAGGUCUUAUCUGAUCCCACAGACGACACGAAGGGCUUCUUUGACCCUAACACACAGGAGAAUCUCACCUAUUUGCAGCUUAUGGAUAGAUGUGUGAUAGACCCAGAGACAAAGCUGUGUCUUUUGCCACUAACUGACAAAGCUGGGAAAGGAGAACUGGUCUACACAGAUUCAGAAGCCAAAGACGUGUUAAAGAAGGCCACAGUUUCUGUCCCAUUUGGCAAAUUCCAAGGAAAAAGUGUCACCAUAUGGGAAAUUAUUAAUUCUGAAUAUUUCACUGAAGAGCAGAGGCGUGAGUUACUAAGACAAUAUAAAACUGGCAAAAUCACUGUGGAAAAAAUUAUCAGAAUCAUAAUCACUGUGGUAGAAGAAAACGAAAAGAAAAAGCAGAUGUGCUUUGAUGGUAUAAGGAGCCCCGUCCCAGCAGCAGAACUCGUGGACAGCAAGAUCAUAGAUAAUGACCUGUUCAACCAGCUCCACCAAGGCAAAAAGUCUGUAAAGGAGGUUUCUGAGGUGGAGUCUGUGAAAAGAUAUUUGACUGGAAGCACUGCCAUAUCUGGAGUCCAGGUGGAGAAAUCGGGUGAGAAACUGAGCUUCUAUGAAGCUAUAAGGAAGAACCUUUUAAAGCCAGCCACCGCGCUCAACCUGCUGGAAGCUCAAGCUGGUACGGGCUUCAUCAUCGACCCUGUAAAGAAUGAACUACUCCCAGUAGACGAGGCUGUUAAGGCUGCAAUAGUUGGCCCAGAAUACCAUGAAAAGUUGCUGUCUGCAGAAAAAGCUGUCACGGGCUACAAGGAUCCUUACACCGGGCAGACCCUGUCCUUGUUCCAGGCUCUGAAGAAGGGGCUCAUACCGAAGGACAGCGGAAUUAGACUCUUAGAUGCACAAUUGGCAACAGGUGGCAUAAUUGAUCCAGUAAACAGCCACCGGCUCCCACUGGAGAUUGCUUACAAGAGAGGUCACCUGGAUGAAGAGACAACUAAAAUUCUGUCCGAGCCAGUGGAUGAAAACACAGGUUUCUAUGAUCCAAACAGUCAGGAAAACCUUUCCUAUGCACAAUUGCAGAAGAAAUGCAAGGUGGACAAGAAAACAGGUCACUUGUUACUACCCCUGUCCGAACAGGCCAUACAGUCCCAACAAGAAGAGAUUUACACCGACUCUCAAGCCAAAGAAGCCUUUGAUAAAUCAACAGUUGAAGUCCCUGUUGGCAGCUUUAAAGGAAAGACAAUUACUCUGUGGGAAUUGAUCCAUUCAGAAUACUUCACAGAAGAGCAAAGAAGAGAGCUCCUCCGUCAGUAUAAGACUGGAAAAGUCACCAUCGAGAAAAUAAUCAAAAUUAUGAUUACCAUUGUGGAAGAAACCGAGACCAAGAGACAACAGCGCCUCACAUUCACCGGCCUCCGGGCUCCAGUUCCUGCUAAUGAACUUCUGGAGGCCAAUGUUAUAGAUAAAACCCAGUUUGAGCAACUAAAGGAAGGCAAGAAGUCAGUAAAGGAAAUAUCAGAGACCGACUCUGUCAAAAGAUACCUCCAAGGCAGUGACUGCAUAGCUGGAGUCUAUAUAGAAGAGAACAAAUUGAAAAUGAACAUCUACCAAGCCAUGAAGAGGAACCUGCUGAGGGCCGGAACUGCUAUGGUUCUCCUUGAGGCACAAGCUGCCACUGGUUUUAUUAUUGAUCCAGUAAAGAACCAAAAAUUCUAUGUGAAUGAGGCCGUGAAAGCUGGAGUUGUCGGACCAGAGCUGCAUGAAAAGCUGCUGUCUGCUGAAAAAGCUGUCACAGGGUACAAAGACCCUUACUCUGGUAGAACUAUCUCUGUUUUCGAAGCUAUGCAAAAAGGCUUAAUUCUCCAAGACCAUGGUAUACGCCUCUUGGAAGCUCAGAUUGCCACUGGUGGAAUCAUUGACCCUGUUCACAGUCACAGAGUCCCAGUAGAGGUUGCCUAUAAACGAGGUUACUUUGAUGAAGCCAUGAACAAGAUCCUUGCUGAUCCUACUGAUGACACAAAAGGGUUCUUUGAUCCCAACAGUCAUGAGAACUUGACCUACUUGCAACUGAAAGAAAGAUGCAUUAAGGAUCCAGAGACUGGUCUGACCCUACUCCCUUUGAAGAAAAGUCAGAAAACUGCAGAAGUUGAAACUAGUAAAGUGUACAGUGAAGCGGAGACCAAGAAAGUGUUUGAAGAGACAACGGUGGACAUCCCAGCUGGAAGCAUGGCCGGGUCUUCGAUGACCAUUUGGGAGCUUAUACAUUCAGAUCUUCUUCCUCAAGAAGAAAGAGAUCGGUUGAUGGCAGAGUUCCAAGCUGGUAGACUGACCAAGGAGCGCAUGAUUAUCAUCAUCAUUGAGAUCAUUGAGAAAACAGAGAUUAUUCGACAACAAGAGUUGCAUUCUUAUGACUUUGUCCGCCGCCGCAUUACAGCUGAAGAUAUGUACCAGUCUAAACUGAUAACACUGGAAAUGUACAGUAUGCUUAAGCAAGGAACCAAGACUAUUUCAGAAAUUAUCCAAAUUGAGACGGUCUGGAGAUACUUGUAUGGAACUGGGUGUGUUGCUGGUCUACAGAUGCCAGUCUCUAAGGAACCCGUCAGUAUUUACCAGGCAAUGAAGAAGGGAUUUAUUACACCUGAAGUGGCUUAUCAGCUGUUGGAUGCCCAGGCGGCCACCGGCUUUAUUGUCGAUCCAGUGAAGAAUGAAUUGUUGACUGUGGAUGAAGCUGUAAGAAAGGGAGUAGUGGGACCUGAAAUCCAUGACCGUCUUCUGUCUGCUGAAAGAGCUGUAACUGGAUACAGAGAUCCUUACACCGAGCAGAUGAUUUCUAUCUUCCAAGCCAUGAAGAAGGAUUUGAUUCCAUCUGACCAAGCUUUGAGAUUGCUGGAUGCCCAGAUAGCUACAGGGGGUAUCAUCGAUCCCCGCUUUGGAUUCCACAUUCCAAAUGAAACUGCCUAUUCACAUGGCUAUCUCAACAAAGAGACUUUCGAUAGGUUGUCGGAGCCGAGUGAGGUCCGCAGCUACGUGGAUCCUUCCACUGAUGAGAAGCUCAGCUAUUCUCAGCUUUUGAAGAGGUGCCACAGGGACGAAAAGAGCCAUCUCCUUAUCUUGCCACUUGCAGACAAGAGGAAAUUAACAUUCAAAGGUUUAAGGAAGGAGAUCUCCAUGGAAGAACUGAUCAGAUCUAAUAUCAUGGAUGCAGCGACAGCUCAGCAAUUACAGGAUGGCCUAACAUCUAUUGAGGAAGUCUCAAAAAAUCUGGCAAAGUUCCUGGAAGGCACAAGUUGUAUUGCUGGUGUCUAUGUAGAAGCUACAAAGGAAAGGUACUCCAUCUACCAAGCUAUGAAAAAAGGCAUGAUCAGGCCAGGCACAGCAUUCGAGUUACUUGAAGCUCAAGCAGCUACAGGUUACGUCAUUGAUCCUAUCAAGUGUCUGAAACUGGCCGUGGAGGAUGCGGUACGAAUGGGCAUUGUGGGCCCAGAGUUCAAGGAUAAGCUGUUAUCAGCAGAGAGAGCGGUGACUGGCUACAAGGAUCCCUACUCAGGAAAGCUGAUCUCUCUUUUCCAAGCCAUGAAAAAAGGAUUGAUUCUAAAAGACCAUGGCAUUCGUCUGCUGGAAGCUCAGAUUGCCACUGGUGGUAUUAUUGAUCCAGAAGAAAGCCACCGUCUGCCAGUGGAGACUGCAUACAACAGAGGUCUGUUUGAUGAGGAGAUGAAUGAGAUCCUCUCAGAUCCCAGUGACGAUACUAAAGGAUUCUUUGAUCCCAACACAGAGGAAAAUCUAACUUACCUUCAGUUAAUGGAAAGAUGCAUGAUUGAUCCAGCUACCAAUCUCUGUCUGUUACCCUUGAAAGAGAAGAAGAGGGAAAGAAAAACGUCAUCCAAGUCUUCAGUCCGUAAGAGAAGAGUAGUCAUUGUAGAUCCAGAAACUGGGAAAGAAAUGUCUGUGUAUGAAGCUUAUCGCAAAGGACUUAUUGACCACCAGACCUACAUAGAGCUCUCUGAACAGGAGUGCGAGUGGGAAGAGGUCACCAGCUCCUCGUCUGACGGUGUAGUAAAAUCAAUAAUCACAGACAGACGGUCAGGACGACAGUAUGAUAUUGAUGAUGCCAUUGCCAAAGGUCUCAUUGACCAAUCUUCCCUUGACCAGUAUCGCGCUGGGACUUUAUCCAUUACGGAGUUUGCUGACAUGCUCUCCGGUAACAUGAGUGGAUUCCGUUCAAGAUCAUCCUCUGUGGGCUCUUCCUCCUCCUACACUGCCAGCCCUGCAAAACGGGAUCAACUAUCGCCUUGGAGCGAUCCCUCUGAAGAGACCGGCCCGAUUGCUGGUAUAGUAGAUACAGACACAUUAGAAAAAGUCUCGAUCACUGAAGCCAUGCACCGCAACCUUGUAGACAACAUAACUGGUCAAAGACUACUGGAAGCUCAGGCGUGCACUGGAGGCAUCAUUGACCCCAUUACAGGAGAAAAGUUCUCAGUUGCUGAUGCAGUCAACAAAGGUCUAGUGGACAAAAUCAUGGUAGACAGAAUCAACCUGGCUCAGAAGGCAUUCAAUGGCUUUGAAGACCCAAGAACGAAGACAAAGAUGUCCGCAGCCCAAGCAUUGAAAAAAGGCUGGUUAUAUUAUGAAGCUGGACAGCGUUUCUUAGAAGUGCAAUAUCUCACAGGUGGCCUUAUUGAACCUGAAGUCCCUGGACGCGUCACUCUAGAUGAUGCCCUCCGUAAGGGAACCAUUGACUCACGCACAGCUCAAAAACUGCGAGAUGUCAACACUUAUUCCAAAUACCUUACUUGUCCAAAAACCAAGCUGAAGAUUUCCUACAAGGAAGCUAUGGAGAAGAGCAUGGUGGAAGAUGGCACUGGUCUAAGACUUCUUGAAGCUUCUUCGCAAUCAAGCAAAGGUUACUAUAGUCCCUACAAUGCUAGUGGUUCUGGUUCAGCCUCAGGUUCUAGAAGUGGAUCUAGAUCAGGCUCAAGAAGAGGCAGCUUUGACGCCACAGGCAACUCCAGUUUCACAAUGAACUUCUCGUCUUCCUCCUACACCUCAUCCAACUAUGGCCGAAGAUAUGCAAACGUCCCUCAAGAUGCACCUUUUGACGCAGCAGAAUUGGCGAACGCACUGUUAACCCUACGUCUAAGCUGCAGCCAGGAGUCGAGAAGAGGGCUGGACACGCUUGUGGCCCUCGUCCCUGGCCUUGUAUAGAUAAAGCAAUAUGCACCCUAAAUCCAUGGACUUGAAUCCUUGUUCCUGCUCUGCAUGUGGUGAAGCUUUAAUGGACUUUAUUUUAUAAAUAUCUAUAAUUAUAUCUCACUUUAAGCCUCUUUCUAAUCGUACUUCACAGCAGCAGUGCCUGAAAUUUUAACCAAAAGUAGAAAAAUGUAAUGAUUUUAAGCAGCUGAAUGUGGUUCUUUAUGAUAUAAUUUGUAUAUUGAGAGAUGACUACGAGAACACUAUUGCCCGAGUCUGAACCCUCGCUCUAACAGAUGCCAAUGCAGAGCAGCAACCACCCACCGCCAGCAAUGAACACUCAUCCCCCACCCCAAGAUUCGGCAUGCGGACUGGCACUACAAUAAUUGAAGCCUCAAUACCCUGAGAACCUCUUGCCUCCAACUGCUGCCUGUUGUCAUCCAUGAUGACCUACCUCCUGCUCCUUCUCUUGUAUGGACAGAAGCUGCAUCCUUCCUGCACUGAACAGUAGCUACGGCCGCACAGAGAUCCCACUCUCCCAGCUCAUCCUCCUCCUCAUCCCUCCUACCGUCUGCCCUUCAUUCUUGUCUUCCAGAGAUGUCCUGAAGCCCCAGCUGGUUUGAGUCCCACCACCACCGAUUUCGUGGAUUACCCCUCCUGUGAUCCUGGGCUCACCAUUUUCUGGACUCCCCAGCCCAAACUGGAGACCUUGACCCCCACAGAACCGCCUGUGCACCCCAGAAUCCAGAGAAUCUGGAUGUACCAUCUGCCCUGGGAUUCCCCCGGAUAGGGGCCUGACCCUCCCACCAUCUGAUGUUUGAACCUUCUAUCCGGUCUCCGUGGGGCUUCCUGCACGUUGUCCCCCCCCCCCCCCCCCCCCCUCAGACUUUCACUACACCCCGUCUUGUGUCCCCCUUUCUUUCUGUGGAGACCAUAGCACCGGCCAUUCUGUCCACUACAAGCCUGUCGACGUCUGUCCAGUCUGUGCACCAUGGGGUCCAGCAAUCAAGUGCAUGUCCUCACCCUGCCAAGCAGCACCGCCGACAUCGCAGCCAUAGCCUCACUGUGUCUCACCCACAUCCCACCCGCGGCGG